Molecule: messenger RNA, 1581 nt
Organism: Caenorhabditis remanei
Lineage: Eukaryota; Metazoa; Nematoda; Chromadorea; Rhabditida; Rhabditidae
Exons: 8
Coding region: 1-1581 (526 amino acids)
Biological process (GO): transmembrane transport
Cellular component (GO): membrane
Molecular function (GO): ATP binding; ABC-type transporter activity; ATP hydrolysis activity
Source: RefSeq, a predicted model, not a curated record
AUGCCGCCUCAAGGAAAUAUGGAUGAUUCUGAACAGAAUCCGUCUAGGGUCAGAACGACUAUUGGCAUUGACGAUAAGUUACCAACAUCCAGUUUUUCAAGCACAGCGCCGACCGACGACGACGAUGAUGAGAAAUUCCAGUAUUCCCUAUCAGCAUUCGAAAAAAUUGUCAACUUUUUACUCUGUCGAUGUGAUCUCUCUGACCAAGUGCUCGAAUUCAAACCAGUAUCUCUCCUUCAACUGUUUCGCUUCGCCACGCCGUUCGACUACAUUCUUCUAUUAAUUGGGUUGGUGACAUCAGUCAUAUCAGGAGUUUCUCAACCGGUUCUUGCAAUUAUUUCGGGUCGACUGACAAAUGUAUUGCUGGUUGUGGAUCCUUUGAGUAAAGAGUUCAAGAACAAAGCGAUGGAAAAUGUGUACAUAUUUUUGGGUCUAGGAAUUUUCGUAUCCCUCAACGAUUUUCUACAGUACAUGUGCUUCCAACGAGUUUGCAGUCGAAUGAUGACUCAAAUGAGAAACCGGUACAUUUCUUCGAUUCUUCGACAGAAUGCAGGAUGGUUUGACAAAAACUUGUCGGGAACUAUUACUACUAGAUUGAACGACAACAUGGAACGAAUCCAAGAUGGAGUUGGAGACAAGCUUGGUGUCCUCAUCAGAGGAAUUUCCAUGGUGCUCACAUCUGUCAUAAUAUCUUUGGUCUAUGAAUGGAGAUUGGCUUUAAUGAUGAUCGGACUGAUUCCUGUCUCUACAAUUUGUAUGACACUCUUGUCUAGAUUCUUGGAGAAGAGCACUGCCAAUGAAUUGGAAAAUGUUGGAGUCGCUGGAGCAAUUGCUGAAGAGGCAUUGAUGGGUGUACGAACGAUCCAGGCAUUUAAUGGACAAGAAGAGAUGGUAGCCAAAUAUGAGGAACAUUUGAAUUCUGGAAAGAAACAUGCUAUUAUCGGAGGAUUUUGGAGUGGUUUCUUUGGUGGUCUGUUUUUCUUCUGGCUCAUGGCAUUUAUGGGUUGUGGAAUUCUUUACGGUGGUUACCUUCUUAAAGUUGGAAUCAUUAAAUCACCAGGAGAUGUUUUUAUCAUUGUCAUGGCAAUGCUUCUCGGAGCAUAUUUCCUCGGUCUCAUUUCCCCACAUCUUAUGGUUCUCCUCAAUGCAAGAGUAGCCGCCGCCUCGAUUUACAAAACCAUUGACAGAGUUCCAAAGAUUGAUCCAUAUGCUAGCGGAGGAAAGAAAUUGGACAAAGUUGUAGGUAGAGUCACAUUCCGAAAUGUUCACUUCCGGUACCCAACCAGAAAAGAAGCAAAAGUAUUGAAUGGAUUGGAUUUGACUGUGGAGCCAGGAACUUCUGUUGCAUUGGUUGGUCAUUCGGGAUGUGGAAAAUCGACUUCAGUUGGAUUGCUGACAAGACUUUAUGAGCCAGAAGAUGGAACUGUUCAAGUUGAUGGAGUUGAUGUUCGAGACUUGAAUUUGGAAUGGCUUCGUAAUAUUGUAGGAAUUGUCCAACAAGAACCAAUUUUGUUCAAUGACACUAUUCACAACAAUCUUCUAAUUGGAAAUACUGGUGCUUCCCGCGAAAAAAAUGAUUGA